CCCAAUCAAAACAGCCGAAGUGAACAUCCGCCGAAAUUUGAAAACGCCCUCUAGCUUAGCAGUUGUUAGCAGAUAGACUUAUGAGCUAAGCUUGUGAAACACAUAAUGGGCCCGUUGAAUGAAAAGGAUAUCGAGUUCUAUUUUUUUGAGAACAGACUUAAAACCUUUCAAGGGUGGCCGUUUGACGAAGACUGCGCGUGCACUCCUGAGAACAUGGCCAGAGCUGGUUUUAUCCACACGCCGUCAGAGAACAGCCCAGACACGGCCAUGUGUUUCUUCUGUCUCAAAGAGCUGGAAGGCUGGGAGCCAGAGGACGACCCAGAGAAGGAACACAGAUCCCAUUCGUCAUCCUGCCACUUUAUCGCCCUGAAGAAAAAAGUAGAGGAGCUGACCGUGGAAGAAUUCUUCAAACUCCAGAAGGAGAGGCACAAAUUCGUAGUUAACAAAACUGGAAACGAGGCCACUGCCAAGUUUGAGGAAGCAGCCAGGCUGAGGCGAGCGGAAAUCAUUAAGACGGCCAUGGGAGAGGAGUGAUCCGGGAUGAAGAGAUGAGCUUUCCCUCACUCUGACGAUUUUCUGUUUUUAGCUUCUGUGCUGUUGUGUUCUUAUUUCUUGCUCUUGGUGUAGUUUGUACCAUGUGCUGGUUCAUAGCACUAUGAGGUUUUACAUUAAACUUUUAUUAUUUACAUGGUUUCA
Messenger RNA from Poecilia latipinna (sailfin molly), 696 nucleotides. It is a transcript of the gene birc5a, whose product is annotated as baculoviral IAP repeat containing 5a. The coding region runs from base 106 to 534 and encodes 142 amino acids. The transcript is spliced from 4 exons. The record is from RefSeq and is a predicted model, not a curated record. NCBI's taxonomy places the organism in Eukaryota, Metazoa, Chordata, Actinopteri, Cyprinodontiformes, Poeciliidae.